AUGGUGCCUCAGCAACAACGGAGAAGACGUCGCCGUGCGGCUCUGGCUCGGACAGCUGAGCGGCGUGUUGUUGUGGCGCGAGGAGCUGGAGGCUUCGGCUUUACGAUAGCGGGGCAGCGACCCUGCGUGGUAUCAGCUGUGGCUGCUGGCGGGCCGGCAGAGCGCGCUGGUCUACGCGCAGGGGAUGCGUUGUUGGCUGUUGAUGGGGCUAGUGUGGCUAGAGCUCCACACGCUUCCGUGGCUCGUAUGGUGGCUGCUGCACCAGGAGCGAUAGCUCUGUCAGUGUCUCCUCGUGAGGCACCACCUACUGACACUGAGGAUACAGAGCCAGACGAGCGAGCGAGGACUAGGAGGCGACAUCCUCCGCCUCGUCGUCGCCCUCAAGCUAUGCUGCACCACCCUGGAUGUCACGCAGCACCCAGUACAUCAGGCGUUAACGAAAUACUUCAGAACUUGAGCAGGGCCCAGCUGACUCCCAACCAUGCAGCCAGGCUCGAGUGUCGUGCCGUCGUCGGCUACCUGGGCACCAUAGAAACUCCUCAAGCUGCACCAAAUGCUGCCCCUGGGAAUGUACGAACAGCAGUUAGAAAACUUCGACAAGAGAGGCGUCCUGCUACUCCUGUACUAUUGUCAGUUCUUCCAAACUCCUUAGUUCUUCGUCGCCCGACGGGCCAAGUGUUAGCACAAUAUCAACGUGAAAGAAUUGUAUACGCGGGCUGUGGUUCCGAUGCUGAUAGAAGGUACUUCGGCCUGGUAACGUCAGCUGAAACUGCAGAGGCCGAAGCCUCGCACAGCUGUCACGUGUUUGCAGUAGAUCCCAGAAUGGCAGAGCACGAGGCACAUAUGGCCAGAGCUAGAGAAUUCCAAAUCGUAUGCACCAGGGACCCAGUAGCUGAAAGAUGUCUGGAAUUUCCACCUUCGGCAGAGUACGUUAUUGGUGUGAUUAGAGGAAUGUACUCUUUGCCAGCAGAGGACUGCUCGAGUCCCAAUUUGGCGCAAAUCUCCAAACUUACGAUAAAAGGAGAUAGCCCUGCGCUUGGCAACUUUUCAAGGUGUAACAGACCAGUGUUCCGCGUACCUCGAGACAGACGGCCGCCGUGCAGACACGAGGAGAGAGUCGAGGCUCAGGACUUUGUAGCAAACUCUCCUCAGCCGAGCAACCACAGCGAAGUGACUACCACAUCGAGUAACAGCGACUCUGGUAUCGGUUUCCACAACGACUGUCGGAACAUUGCCGACAGAAUUUUGGUCGUUGAUUUCGCUGGACAGCAACCGGCACCAAACAGAUUUCGGCAAGACAUGCCCCGACGGCCAAUGGGGCUGGUCGGCUGCAGUAGUUUCGAAGCUGAUGGGUCGUUCCUAUCAAACACGACCCCUGUUGUAGAUGGUUUUGGAGGUCAAGGGAGACCUUUAAACCUGGACGAUGUUAUCCUCAACGCAAAUGACCUUCAAACCGUUCGUCACGUGAGUCCCCGGAACGAAGACGAUAACUAUAACUAUAACAAUCUAUAUGGCAAUAUCCCUUCCAGUUCUCGAGGAAACCCAGGCUAUGCGAACGGAGCAGUUUAUGAUCAAGUAUACACUGAGACGGAAGGUCACCACUACGAGUUCAUACCGCCACAAUUAGAUAUGGACUUGGAAAUAGAUAGAGUGGCAGAAACAUUCAAUUCAGUGGAGAUUUAUGAAGAGAGGCCUCGACAGCCUCCAGAGUGGCAGUCGGCGGAGUCAGUGGAGAAUGAGACGGUGGUAUCUGGCGAGACAAGUAAGGCUAGUAUGGACACUGUCUCCAUGUACUCCUCCAGAUCUCACGAGGAAGCCAGGCCAUCUCGCAGAAGGCACAUGCAAGCGUCCCUUGAUGAUAUGCUGGUGUUGGGACUAAGAGAUCCACCUCCUGUGAGAGACAAGGAUGAUGAUAAUUUCGUACAUCCUGCUAGUGUCAAAUUCAAGGUACGCAAAUCAAUGAAGCCAUUAAACAUAAUAUCGAAGACGAAGAACAUUUUAUCGGGCAAGGAUCGGGAACGGGAGAAGGAGGAGCGGCGACGGGCGCUGAGCGCUAGUGCGGGCGACGUUUGUGGAGCUAGUCGACAGCCUGACGUACUGCCUGCUGCUAACAGCGAGCCAGAUUUGAGGGGACAGCUGAGGUUGUGGGUAAUAACAUACCGCGGUUCAGGUCUGGAGCAGGAGAAGGAACGGGGUGUUUUUUAG
Molecule: messenger RNA, 2205 nt
Organism: Spodoptera exigua (beet armyworm)
Lineage: Eukaryota; Metazoa; Arthropoda; Insecta; Lepidoptera; Noctuidae
Source: the annotation of a GenBank genome assembly